This is a messenger RNA of Musca vetustissima, 588 nucleotides long. RefSeq lists its product as uncharacterized. Lineage: Eukaryota; Metazoa; Arthropoda; Insecta; Diptera; Muscidae. The record is from RefSeq and is a predicted model, not a curated record. The coding region runs from base 1 to 588 and encodes 195 amino acids. The transcript has a single exon.
AUGACAAAUGCUCGAAUGAGUGCCCUUAGUCGUCACUUGCAAGGCUUGGACACAAUCGAAGCGGAACAGCCGAAGCAAUUUUAUAGCAUCAAAGAAGAUACUAUAAAGAAGCUAUGGAGCUCUACGAUGAAAUAUUGCAGCAGAUUGAAGAAAGCUACGAUAAUGCUUGAAGAUUCGGUACAAGACAACUUAAUAAAACUGGCAGUCUUGAAGGACAAAUGCAGCGAAACCGUGACCAACGCACCUCAACUGGGGAGUGACAUUAUAGCACACAGUUUACUCCCACUACCAAAGGUAACAAUUCCUCAAUUCAAUGGGGAUUGUUUGAAGUGGCGUCAGUUCUAUGAACUUUUCUUGGAGACAGUAGACAAACAGUCUCUCCCAAGUGUUCAAAAAAUGUGGUAUCUCAAAACCAAUUUAUCUGGCGAAGCUGGCAAACUAAUCAGCCAUCUAUCCUUGACAGAGGAUAAUUACAAAACGGCAUGGAUGUUACUGCAAGAACGUUAUAACAAUAAACGGGUUCUUUUUUCCACUCUAGUAGAACGGAUUCUGAACAUCAUCAACGGCUUCCACCAAGGCUCUGCAUGA